Molecule: messenger RNA, 1003 nt
Organism: Lactuca sativa (garden lettuce)
Lineage: Eukaryota; Viridiplantae; Streptophyta; Magnoliopsida; Asterales; Asteraceae
Product: RING/U-box superfamily protein
Biological process (GO): protein ubiquitination
Molecular function (GO): transferase activity
Source: RefSeq, a predicted model, not a curated record
UUAAGUGGCAAGAUUCUUUAAAGAUAUAAAGGCACACCUUCCACGAUGCUUGGUUUGUAUUGCAGAGGGUCUAUAACUUGUUGAUAAGGAACUUUUGAUUUGAAAUUGAAUAGCAGUGAGAAAUGAGUGUUCCUCAAACUCCAAGCAUCAACUAUCAUCCAUACUCCCAUGCACUUCAAAUUAGGGUUUAUCAAGCUUUUAUAUUCUCCAUCCCAAUCCUCUUCUCCAUCAUACUAUUCCUUUUGUUCUACUUGUUCUACCUUAAAAGAAGGGCUUAUGCACUCUCUUCUUCUCCACCAACACUUCCACCUUCUACUUUCAAUUAUGCUACCUCUUUUAUCCCCAUGACUUAUGCGGGGUUGAAAGGAGAUCUCAAGGAUAAGCUGCCAAAGGUUCUCUUUGAUGAAGAUUUAAAAGCAAAGGAUUCUGUAUGUUGUGUUUGUCUUGGUGAAUUUGAAAUAAAUGAAGAGUUGAUUCAAGUCCCUUCAUGCAAGCAUGUGUUCCACAAGGACUGUAUUCACCAUUGGCUUCAAUCCAAUUCCACUUGCCCACUCUGUAGAUGUUGUGUCUUCUUAGCUGUGGGGCCUAUCUCGCGACCUGUACGAUCGCAAUUUCAGCCGAACAUCGAUGAGCCCAAUUUCAGUGGUGAUGGCCCAGCAACUGAAGGUGUAACAUCCGCAGCAGAAAGCACUAGCACGGCAAUUGCAGCUAGUAGCAGUGUUAGCGACUGUUCAAGAGUCACCUCCACCUCUAAUGACAUCAACCAUGUUGUAUCUAGUGGACUUUCUGUUGUCAUACAUGUUGAAGCCUAGUAACACAUUAAAUACGUUAUUCAACUCAUUUUAUUUUUUGUGUAGUGUAUGAGUUGGUUGCACUUUUUCCAUAACCAUGCAAUCGAUGUUGAUGUUGAUGUUGAUGCAAUGGGAUAUGUAUUGUAGAACCAAAUAUAAUGAGAAUUAUCUUCAAGGAAAGAUGUCGAUGACAUCGAAUUAAAAGAGUCCAA